UAGAAGAAAAAGCAGAACACGAAGAAGAAAAACAACCAAUAGAAAGUUGACAGGAGUCCGUUGGUGAUACUGUCGCAGAAUGUGUGGGAAACUUUUAUUUUCCUUGUUUAUCCUUUUUAUAUUCUACCAUGACUCAAUUGACGCACAGAAGAAAAAAGAGACUCUCCUGUCAGAGAAAGUAACCCAGAUGAUGGAGUGGACCUCUAGGCGUUCAGUCAUUCGAAUGAACGGGGAUAAAUUUCGCCGCUUUGUAAAGGCUCCUCCCAGAAACUACUCAGUUGUCAUCAUGUUUACAGCAUUGCAGCCACAAAGGCAGUGCGCCGUCUGUAGACAAGCAGAUGAAGAGUUUCAAGUGUUGGCUAACUCCUGGCGUUAUUCCUCUGCCUUCACAAACAAGGUCUUCUUUGCAUCUGUCGAUUUUGAUGAAGGAUCUGAUGUCUUUCAGAUGCUUAAUAUGAACUCUGCCCCAACAUUUCUCAAUUUCCCUGCCAAAGGGAAGCCUCGUAAGUCUGAUACCUACGAGCUCCAGGUCAAAGGCUUUGCAGCUGAGCAACUGGCGAGGUGGGUGGCAGACCGGACUAAUGUGCAGAUACGAGUCAUUCGUCCUCCAAACUACGCUGGGCCUCUUCUUCUUGGCUUUCUCCUGGCUGUUAUUGGUGGACUGGCAUAUCUACGAAGAAAUAAUUUGGAAUUUCUCUUUAACAACAAAGUUUGGGCCAUCUCAGCACUGUGCUUUGUCCUGAUCAUGAUCUCUGGCCAGAUGUGGAAUCACAUCAGAGGUCCCCCAUAUGCACACAAGAACCCUAACACUGGCCAGAUCAGUUAUAUCCACGGCAGUAGUCAGGCCCAAUUUGUGGCUGAGACUCAUAUCGUCCUCCUCUUCAAUGCUGCAGUUACCAUGGGAAUAGUGCUGUUGUGUGAGGCUGCUACCUCUGAUGUAGACAUUGGGAAAAGGAAGAUUAUGUGUGUUGCAGGUAUUGCUCUGGUGGUGCUGUUCUUCAGCUGGCUGCUGUCUAUUUUCAGAGCAAAGUAUCACGGAUACCCAUAUAGCUUCCUAAUGAGUUAGGCCUGAACAGCACUCUUCCUGACCUUAAGUAGCCAAAGUGCCUCCAUUAUACAUUUUAUUUUUCAUGGGAGCAAUGUCACGGUGUUAUUACUGUCAAAGCUGAUUUCUUCUCUGAUCGGAUCUGUUGAGCCAAAGAUGUUUUGUGUGUCCACUGUCCACGCACAUACAUACACUGUACAUUAAAAACAAAAACUGAC
Molecule: messenger RNA, 1263 nt
Organism: Phyllopteryx taeniolatus (common seadragon)
Lineage: Eukaryota; Metazoa; Chordata; Actinopteri; Syngnathiformes; Syngnathidae
Gene: magt1
Product: magnesium transporter 1
Exons: 10
Coding region: 80-1066 (328 amino acids)
Cellular component (GO): oligosaccharyltransferase complex
Source: RefSeq, a predicted model, not a curated record